Messenger RNA from Thamnophis sirtalis, 1420 nucleotides. Lineage: Eukaryota; Metazoa; Chordata; Lepidosauria; Squamata; Natricidae. The record is from RefSeq and is a predicted model, not a curated record.
GUGGACAGGACACUGGAACGCUGGAUUUGGAAACUGGCCGAAGAGCUCAAAACCCAACUGCCUGACACCAACGUCAUCAUCACCGACUGGCUCUCUCUAGCACACGCACAUUACCCCAUCGCGGUGCAGAAUACGCGGGACGUCGGCCAAGAGAUCGCUCGCUUCCUGGAAUGGCUGGAGGAAACCGUGCGGUUCCACCGGAGCAAGGCUCACCUGGUGGGGUACAGCCUGGGGGCCCAUGUGGCUGGUUUUGCCGGCAGCUCCAUGAGAGGCAACGGGAAGAUUGGCAGGAUCACCGGCCUGGACCCUGCCGGCCCCCUCUUUGAGGGCAUGUCCCCCACAGACCGGCUCUCGCCAGACGACGCUGACUUUGUGGACGCCAUCCACACCUUCACCCAGCAGCACAUGGGCCUCAGUGUCGGCAUCAAGCAGCCUGUGGCGCACUUCGACUUUUACCCCAACGGCGGAACUUUCCAGCCUGGCUGCCACAUCAUGCACGUCUACAGCCACAUCGUGCAGUACGGAAUCACAGGGCUGAGCCAGACGGUGAAGUGCGCCCACGAGAGGUCCGUCCAUCUCUUCAUCGACUCCCUGCGGUACAGCCAGAAGCAGAUCACGGGCUAUUGGUGCAAGAACAUGGAGAUGUUUGACAAGGGACGCUGCCUGGACUGCCGGGCCCACCGGUGCAACACCCUGGGCUACCACAUUCGGAAGGCCAGGAUCCCUGGCAGCCAGAGGCUCUUCCUGAAGACCCAGCCUCAGAUGCCCUUCAAAGUUUACCACUAUCAGUUUAAAAUCCAUUUCAUCCAUGAAUUCCAAGAACCACGAAUUGAUCCAACGUUCACUAUCUCGCUGACUGGCAACAAAGAUGACGUGGAAAAUCUCUCCAUCACUUUAAUCGAAGGCAUCACUCAGAAUAAAACCUACACUUUUCUUGUUCCUCUGGAUAUUGAUAUUGGAGAGCUGAUGAUGAUCAAACUGAAGUGGGAAGGAACGGCCAUCUGGGAAAACAUUUGGGACACUUUCCAAACCAUCAUCCCUUGGAGAAAGGGGGACCGUCGGCCAGGACUCAUCGUGACCUCCAUCCGAGUCAAGGCGGGAGAAACCCAGCAGAAAAUGACAUUCUGUUCUCAGCGGGUAGAUAAUUUGCACCUCUAUCCAGGUCACGAGAAAAUGUUUGUGAGAUGUGAAGUCAGUUCCCAAAAGCUGAGAUGAGAGUAUGGCUGAUAAGCCGGCGUCUGAAAAAGCUGCUCCGGAGGGGGGAGGCGUCUCUCCUUAGAAAAAGGAAAGAAGGAAGGAACACUUUUUUUCUACAAACACACCAACGUGAAACCCAAGAAAAGUGAUGGAUCAGGAUGUACUGUAAACUGUAUACAUUAAAGGCUAGAUUGAGUAAACAAAUAAAAAGUGAAUAAAAAGC